AUGGCGACCAUCAUAUCACAGCUGCCAGCCAUUGAGAUUCGACUGCUAUCCAUUGAUACAGCUGUCGAUCCGACCAUGAAUGACCCCAAUGCACAGAAACCUGACUCCUAUUUGAUAGGAAAGAAUCCCGAUGGUUCCUAUCGCACGGCGAAAGCGAAGGAAUAUCCGUCAUUUUUGAAUAAAGCGUUUGCCCAUGCGAUUUUUGUGUCCAUUCAGAAAAGGACGCUAUCGCAUGGAAUCACAAACGACGAGGCCUAUGGCCGACAAUUGGCAGACAUGGCCAUCCAUACGGAGUAUGAUGCCAUCAAGCCGGACUAUCAGCCGAGAUAG
Messenger RNA from Cladocopium goreaui, 330 nucleotides. Lineage: Eukaryota; Dinophyceae; Suessiales; Symbiodiniaceae. The record is from the annotation of a GenBank genome assembly.